Messenger RNA from Trichoderma gamsii, 1167 nucleotides. RefSeq lists its product as hypothetical. The record is from RefSeq and is a predicted model, not a curated record. Lineage: Eukaryota; Fungi; Ascomycota; Sordariomycetes; Hypocreales; Hypocreaceae. The transcript has a single exon. The coding region runs from base 1 to 1167 and encodes 388 amino acids.
AUGGCAGGGGCCGAGUAUGAAUACUGCCCAUUCAUGUUUUGGUACCCGCCUGCGGUGUGCUACUACAAGCAUUGGGGGCCCAAGGACGAGGACGGCACUAAUGGUGACGCUUCAGCAGAAGCCAAAGACAUUGCAGACAAUGUCGCCGGCAGCAGUAAUAGCAUAGCUCCAACAGCGGCAACGGCUUCAGCAGAGCCAAUGGCCUCGCCGCUGCUCUCCCUGCCGCCAGAAGUCAGGCUGAGGAUCUACUACUGGGCCUAUUUGAUGAGUCCCAUCCAGCCCAAGGAGCUGGCGGCGGGGUAUCCCAUCCCCAUGCUGUGCCGCUACAUCUUGCAUCCGCUGGAUCCCAAUCUCGAGAGGCAGGUCGAGCAGGAGAUUGAGAACGAGAGGGUGAUUGUGGAUCUCGCAACGGGCAAAGACGACGCGGACGAUACUGGCGCUCGUGAAGAAGAGGAACAGACGCCGGCGGUGCGGGAGCAGAAUGAGCUGCAGAGGGCGAUUGCCGCGGAGAGAUUGACAAAGGAGAGGAUCAAGGACAAGAUGAGAGAAUUGAACAAGCGGAUGAAGGGCCUGCUCAGCUCGGACAGGCCUCUCGCGGGCAUGCCGACGGGUCUGCUGUGCUCCUGUCGCCAGAUAUACUUUGAAUCGCGAACCAUGCCCUUUGAGAACAACGAGUUUGUCUUCCUCAACUGGUUCUCGUCGGGCCUCAACGCCGCGUCGGCAGUCACAAAGUCGCAGCGGUCGUGGCAGCGUCUAUCGAUGCGAUACGUGCGGAUGGAAGUCAUGGCCGAAGAUCUCGCGAGGACAGGCGCGUUGAAGAAGUGGGCGAAUUUAUGCGGUGGUCCUGACGAGCGUCUGGCCUCGUGGACUCAUGGUCUUCGAGGUCUGAGACUGAAGAUUGUGGGACAGGUUGGGCGGAAACACACUGAGACUGCGCAGGAGGCGGAGGACAAGUUUAUCGAUGGGCUAGAGGAGGAGGGCGGGGCGAGGAGGUGGGUUGAGGAGGGCAAGUUGGCCGAGAUGAAGAAUCUGGAGAGGCUGGAGAUUGAGAUUAUCAAGAAUGCGUGGGGGACGGCGGAGAAGAUGGCGUGGUGUGUAAAGGUUGAGGAGGCGUUGAGAGAGUUGGGAUCGAGGGCGGAGGUUGUGAGUAUGGCGAGGAUCGUCUAA